CCUACAAGUCAUCAACUACUCUCAAAUUAAACAACUUCAAGAAUUCUCCAAAUUGCACUUUGUUCCUCUAUAUUCACUAGGAAAUAAUGGAUGGUUCAUAUGUGAAUAAUAAGGGAUCAAGUUACUGUAAUGCACAAGAAGAGAGUGGAUGGACAACUUAUUUGGAGGACUUUUCAAUGGAAAAUAAUAACAGGGAAAAUAAUAGUUCAUGUUUUGGUAGCCCUUCUUUGUUAUCUGAUGCUGCUUCUCAUGCUGUUGCUUGGAAAAAUUGUAACACCAAUAAUCAAGUCUUGAAUUCAUAUAAUUCUCCUAUGGGUGGCUCACCGUUUCUUAAGAGAUUGAAUUUGAAGAAACCAAAGAACAAGAAAAUCUCUGAUCCUGAUUUAGAAGACACUGCUAGCUCUCCUGUCAACAGUCCUAAGGUAAGUAGUUUUAAGCAGAUGGACAUCAAUUACCAAAGAGCAGACAACAGUAGUGGAAAUUUCCUGGGAAAUAUUGAAGGUGGUUCUAUGCAACAUCAAGAAAUGCAGACAGUAGAAAGAAAUAAUGUGUGUUUUGAUGGAAAAAACAAUAGCUAUAUGGACCUGAAGAAGAAGGGACUCUGUCUUGUGCCUUUGUCCAUGUUAGUCAAAUAUCGAGGCUGAUUAUCUCCUUAAUUCAGCUCCCUCCAUGUAAAAAAUAUCAUUUUCUGUUAUUUCUAGGGAAAGGAAUGUAUUAUUAUAUGAAAACUGGCAAAAAGAUUAAUAAAAACAAAAUUGUGAAAGUG
Messenger RNA from Nicotiana tabacum (common tobacco), 766 nucleotides. RefSeq names its product vascular-related unknown protein 1-like. Gene Ontology annotation, biological process: xylem development. The record is from RefSeq and is a predicted model, not a curated record. Lineage: Eukaryota; Viridiplantae; Streptophyta; Magnoliopsida; Solanales; Solanaceae.